Molecule: messenger RNA, 8556 nt
Organism: Epinephelus lanceolatus (giant grouper)
Lineage: Eukaryota; Metazoa; Chordata; Actinopteri; Perciformes; Serranidae
Gene: kcna1b
Product: potassium voltage-gated channel, shaker-related subfamily, member 1b
Biological process (GO): action potential; protein homooligomerization; potassium ion transmembrane transport
Cellular component (GO): neuronal cell body; membrane; paranode region of axon
Molecular function (GO): delayed rectifier potassium channel activity; protein binding
Source: RefSeq, a predicted model, not a curated record
UCACUUCUCCUUUUUCCUCUCUACAUGAAAUCCUGCAAUAUGCUUCCAAAUUACCGGAGACACAUCCUCUGUCUCGUGCGCCUCUGAGCGCGGGAUCUAGUUUUUUUUUUCCGUUAAAGCCUCCGCGGGUUUUUUUCACCGUAGCAAAAGGAGAAAAAAAAGCAUGAGCGCGGCUUUCUGCUGAUGCUGCAGUGUCCAGUCUUCCCAGUUCUCCCCAUCAGACUGGGAGCUUUAUAUCUUGUUUUUCUCUGCACCAGUCUCCGUCCUCUCCCUCCUUCAUCUCCAGCAUGAUUUUACCAAAUUGUCAGUCAGGAUUUUUGCUGCUGAGCUGCGGUUUGAAGCCGUCUGAAGCCUCCUCCUCCUCCUCCUCCUCCUGCGGGCUGCUCCGAUCGACGCUGAAAACCUACACCAAGAGGAUACGGAUGUUGACCAAGACAACAUAGUCUAUUAAUUUUUCAGAGAUACUGUAAAACGAUAUCAGUAUUAAACCCAAGUGGGGAAAGGUGUGCGCUGGUGAGGACAUUCCUUCCAUCCGCUGCUCUCCAGCUCAGCUCAGGUGACGAAGCAUCGCUGAGAGAAAGAUGUUCAGCUCGGAGAUGAUGAUGAUGAUGGUGGUGGUGAUGAUGAUGGAGAAGGAGGCUCUGCACAGCUCGCGGCCUCAGUAGAGGCUUCCUCACUUCGACCUGCUGUCCUUCACCUUCACGCCGCUUCCUCUUCCUGUCCUCCACCCGCCAGGAAGGAUGACCGUGGUGUCCACAGAGAACAUGGACGAGACCUCCACCCUGCCGGGACACCCGCAGGACCCCUACCCGCCCGACGACGACCACGACGACCACGACUGCUGCGAGCGGGUGGUCAUCAACAUCUCGGGGCUGCGCUUCGAGACCCAGCUAAAGACACUAGCCCAGUUCCCCGAGACUCUCCUCGGGAACCCCAAGAAGAGGAUGCGCUACUUUGACCCUUUACGAAACGAGUAUUUCUUCGACCGGAAUCGCCCGAGUUUCGACGCCAUCUUGUAUUAUUACCAGUCAGGGGGACGGCUAAGAAGACCGGUCAACGUGCCGCUGGAUAUGUUCUCAGAGGAGAUAAAGUUUUAUGAACUCGGCGCGGAGGCCAUGGAGAAGUUUCGAGAGGAUGAGGGAUUUAUCCGGGAGGAGGAGCGGCCCCUGCCAGAGAAGGAGUUCCAGCGGCAGAUCUGGCUCCUCUUUGAGCAUCCAGAGAGCUCAGGGCCCGCCCGGGGGAUCGCCAUCGUCUCGGUGAUGGUUAUUCUUAUUUCAAUAGUUAUAUUUUGUUUGGAGACAUUACCAGAGUUGAAGGAGGAUCCCAGCCAGCGGAUGCGCCAGAUCGGGAACACCACCGUGUUUUACAAAGCAAAUGUCCUCACAGACCCUUUCUUCGUGGUGGAGACGCUCUGCAUCAUCUGGUUUUCUUUUGAGUUGAUAGUCCGGUUUUUCGCCUGUCCCAGCAAGGCAGCAUUCUUUAAAAACAUGAUGAACUCUAUUGAUAUUGUGGCUAUAAUCCCAUACUUCAUCACACUUGGAACAGAGCUGGCCGACGACCAAGACAACAAGGAGGGGAAGGGAGGAGGGGAACAGGCCACAUCUCUGGCUAUUCUCAGGGUAAUCCGUCUUGUGAGGGUGUUCAGGAUCUUUAAACUGUCCCGACACUCAAAGGGGCUCCAGAUUUUGGGGCAAACUCUAAAGGCGAGCAUGAGGGAGCUGGGCUUGCUCAUUUUCUUCCUCUUCAUCGGUGUGAUUUUGUUCUCCAGCGCUGUCUACUUUGCCGAGGCCGAGGAGAAGGAGUCGUUCUUCACCAGCAUCCCGGAUGCUUUCUGGUGGGCAGUAGUGUCCAUGACCACUGUCGGCUAUGGGGACAUGUACCCCGUGACCAUCGGGGGGAAGAUCGUGGGCUCGCUGUGCGCCAUUGCCGGAGUGUUGACCAUCGCACUCCCGGUGCCUGUCAUUGUGUCCAACUUCAACUACUUCUACCACCGGGAGACGGAGGGUGAGGAGCAGGCCCAGCUGCUCAAUGUCAGCAACCAGAACUUGGCGUCGGACACCAACUCGAGCCGCCGCAGCUCCUCAGUAGUCAGCAAGUCGGAGUACAUGGAGAUAGAUGAGGACAUGAACAACAGCAUCGAUAACUUUAGGGAAGCGAACCUUAGGACUGCCAACUGCACGGCUCCCAGUCAGAACUGUGUGAACAAGGGGAAGCUGCUCACCGACGUGUGAGGCAGCGUCCGACGCACCAGUGUAAAUAUUGUAGAAAUAUCUGGAUGCUUUAUCUCCAUUGGUGCAUUUUAUUCUUCUUUUGCAUUGAAUCAUUCAAAACGUGUGUGAAGACUUUUCAGAGUUCAAGGCACACGUGGUAAAUUUAAGAUAGAAGCUCAGUUAUUUCAUGAAAACACAACGACAGACUUGUUUGGCAAUAGCGCAGAGAUCAGCAGGUGUCGGGAAACGUUUUUGAUAAAUUAUUGACUCAAUCUGUACCAGUUUGAAAGAUGUUGGUGUUGAUGAAGCAGAAAGAGUAUUAAAAGACAACACUGCCGAUAUUUUGACCAUUCCAAAUUCACUAGCCUUUAUCAGACAGGAAGUGUCUAACAAAAGACAUUAUGGUCGAUAUGAAUGAGUUGCACUAUGGGAAAUGUAGGAACCAGUGCCCCGAAUUUCAGUCUCUGUUGCACCAAUUUUUACUAUUCUUUUAAGAUAUGUCUUGAAAGUGCUCCUUUAAUUGAUUUUUUUACCCAGAUGUGUGGACAUGCAUCAGGUUUAGGCUGCUAAAGCACAACAUAAUUAUCUCUUAUAGGUCUCUUAAAUGUAAUUUAUAGAAUUACACCUGGGUUAAGAUGAAUUUAGAUGGAAAAAAAUGUUUAUAUGGAGCUUUUAAUGGCUACAGAUUGAUGCACAAGAGAGAAAGAUGGGAGCAAAUGAAGUCAUGUGAGAGUAAGAUUUAGUUUGAGGGAGGGCAAAUUUAUUUGUGUAGCACCUUUCAGCAACAGGAUUAAAAUAAAAUGGAAGAUAAAAGUAAAUUGCAAGAAAUGAAGACGCAAUCCCAAAGUUAGCUCAGUGAAAGUCAGUUGCAAACAAAGGUUUGAGUUGACAAUAGAAAUUCAACAUGACUAAGUGCACUGGAACAUGAAGGCACAAUUAAUUUGACAUUAAUUUAUCCAAAAAUUUCCUCGACACCUUUUCGGCUUUGUGCAAUAGACUCGACUAAAAAAACAAAACAAAGCCCAACUGAGAUUUGAAGAACACGUUCAUGGACGACACAUUUCGAGUGGAUUACAGUUGAAGUUCAGGCGUGUUUUUCCGCGGCACAUCCAGGGACAUUUUGGGAAACUCAACGCCAGAUGUUGACGGAUGUUUUUCAGGCACCUUAUCAGAAACAAACAGGAAGUGUGCCGAGCCUUGUGGAGGAUUAUCUGCACUGCUGCUGCUGCUACAGGUCGGCUGGAGGUUCCCUGUAUGAUGCCAUGCAACACUCCUUUAUAUAAACGCAUGUGGAGACUUUCUUCUCUCUUAUAUCGGCAUGCACAAGACGUUACCUCAUUUUUAUUUUUACAUUUUUUUUUUCUUCCUGGACCCUCAUCUUCUCCUCCUGGAAUUUUUUCCCUCAUUUGUUUUCACCAAAAGUGCACUGGCUAUUUAUUAUUAUUUAUUUCAAAGCAUUUACGUGUUGAAUGUUGAAGCAUUAAGGGAACAGGAACACUUCUUUUUUGAAGAUCAUGGCAUGUCAAAAUACUAAAGCAUUAUGGCCUAAUUAGCUAUGGUAUAGCUAUGUAUACUCAAUGCAUGACUACAGUAUUAAAUUGCUUGCAGUUGUGGAGGGACCUCGGGAGCUGGGGGAUGAUGAUGAGUCUCCUCAUUAUUGUCAAGCUAACGACAGGAUACGGUGCAUGACGGAGCAAACUGCCGGAGGGGACAAACCUGCUAAAAGAAAAAAAAAAUAAAAAUAAAAUAAAAACAAGGCAAAAAAAAAUCAGAAGAGACAUAUCCGACGAUCUCUUUAAAAAAAUGACACUUCAGAAAUAACAUCCUCCUUUUUCAUUUAUUUAAAGCUUUGAUCUUGACGAUGGAGUGCAUGGGAUCAUUUUUAUGUGAUUUGUGACCCAACUUCUUUUCUCUCUUGCAUUUGACUUUUAAACAGUUUGAAGAAGGAAAGCAGUAAUAUUUAACAAAUUUCAUAGAUAUAUCUAAAAUUAGUUUCUAGUGCCUUGAACCCCGUCUCAUUUUAGAAUUGACUAAAGUGCCUCCCGUUCCAAUAGACAGCAAAGAGCUUACUAUGUGCAGCUUAUCUUCUCCUGCCAUAAAGAUGCACUACUCCCUGCACACCUGGAAAAGAAGAGGGUAAUCGACUAACAUGUUUCGAUAAAGAUAUGAAUAUAUUCCAUAUUCUGGGGCCAGAUUACUGGGCCUGUGUAAAGUCACGCUUGUCCUGGUUGAUGACACAUGGCUGCAGUGCACAGUGAGUGAGAUAGAGAAGUUAAAAUAUGGAUUAUUUGAACAAAAAUUCAAGAGAAACUCUGGUCUUUUGUUGGUCAGACACCUGCAGGUGCAUGAGUUUGACAUCCUUAAAGGGACGUUCCAGUAUUUUUCAACACAUUCUCAAAAUUGUGGCUGUUCUAACUGUGGGUCAUACUGAAGAAGAAACUAUAUUUACAUGCUUGUCUCUGAGUAUGAACAGAAAUAAAAACAUAAAUUACCCUCCUGGGUUAGCUGUAGAAACAUUAGCUAACAAAGUAGAGAUCUAGCCUACUUAUGAUUCAGUUUGUUGGCUAGUUGUUAGCACCAGGGAUUAGCUAUUAGUAGCUAACUGCAUAGGUUUGGGGCAACUAAAUGGCUAACCUAGCUAGCAAACCAAUUAGCAAACUAGUGUGUCUCAAAUUGCACACUUCUGUUAGUACACUUCAAAGUAGUACACUAUGUAAAACACUACGUUCUUGCAUGGUGCGAUUAUUUCAACAGUGUGGUCUCAAAUCAUGCACUGCCAUUUUGCACUUACAAGAAGUGCCUCUUCUUCUUUGUCUUUUUUUUAAAUGGCGAAACAGAGGAGAAUUAUCGCCAACAUUUGACACCCACACUUGAACCAAACUUACACCACAAUGUCAGCGUUGAUUAACACGUGCUGCUGUAUCUAGGAGUAGCUAGCAAAUUCUAACAGUAUCCAGCAGGCUAAGGGAAGCUUCCGCUAUGUCACAAAGAUGGUGACCCACUCAACUGUUUGUUUUUGAGUGUGACAGUAGUGCACUGCAUUUUCCCAUAGUAUGCAGUGUGGGCGCAUUUAGCGCACUUGUGCACUCAAAAUAUUAAGUGUUCAGUACAGAAGUAUGCGAUUUGAGACACACUGUUGGAGACAAAUGCUGUGUUCAGUAGAACUCAUAAGCUUGUGUUAAUGACAUUGGAAGUUGUGAAAUCGUGUGUAAAUAUGGUCACUUCUCAUGAGCACAAUAAACAGGACCCCAUUUGAAUGCAGAAAUUAGCAUUACCAGGGAUUAGCCAUAAUAAAGGCAUAGGGUUGCAUUUAUGUGGCAACUAGACGGUUAACCAGCUAGCUGUCAGGUUAGCCAACAAUCUAUUUUUCAUCUACACUUAUCAAAACGUAUUUAUAAAUUCAUCGCCUACAAAGCACUUAACAGAGGUAAACAGAUACUACAAUUGUUACUGUUUGGAUAAGCUAGUUAGCAACAGUAGCUAAAUCAGGGAGCUAAUCCUGCUGUACACAUGUGACUGGUCGUGAGCAAGAUUAAGGCAUAUAAUAAGGCUCAUUAUUUUCAGUUUUGAAAAAAAAAAAAUAAUACAAAUAACAGAGAUACAUUUGCAGUCAGGAAUGUAGCCAAGUUUUUAUAAAUAAUAAGAUAAGUCCUACAUGUGUUUUUUGAAUGACGACUGUUUUUAUAGCCUGGUUUCAUUGAUUUAACUUGCUUUCACUGAAUCAUUUGCAAACAUUUUUUAAAGGCAACAAAUUGUCUUGUUGUUGGAAGGAUACAAUUCUGUUGAUAUUUUAUGUAUUUUUCUUUUCGUCAACAGUCCCAUGUGCACACACAAACCAACUAUUCUAAUUCCUCUAACCCACAAUCCCACUGGUUGAUACUGAACAUGUAGUGCGUCACAAAUAUAGGAAAUAGUGUAUUUGUUGGGGACUAUUUUCACCAUUUGUGGCAGCAGGACAAGGUGUGUGGGGUUGAGUCAAAAUAAACUACAGUGUGUGUGUUCAUGGUAAUGAAGGCAGAUACAUCCACUGUUGAUUUGGGUCUGAACAUGAAGAAAAAUAUAUAAUAUCACCAGACUUAUCCUGUAAUGUAAAUGUACAAAAAUCCUCACAAGGCCUGAAUUCCCACUGAAAGUGAAACACACUGACAGGUUGAAAAAACCUCCUGAGAACACUGAGGGCACGACCUCAUUGUCUUUUAACGGCAGCUACGUCUCUGACUGCAGCAGGAAACAUCUCAAAGGACUCUCGCAGAUCUGCAGCACUGUCAGCAGCUCUCGUGCUGUUUCACUUUGUAUCAGCUGCCACAGCCAGAGGAGCAUGUUUACAACGUCCUCUGGCUGCUCCAAACACUGCCGUUUUCUGAUUCCUGGGACCAAAACAUGCUGCUGAACACUAGAUCUGCUCCUCACAAAAGAAACAGACACCAUCUGCUUUGAAAAUCUGAAAACAAUGAGCCUUACAUGUCCGCCUAAUGUGUCUCGCUGGGGUUGUUUUUAAGCAUCUGACCUGCUGUAUCUCCAUCAGAGUGCUUCUCAACACCAGCACUGCAGUGUUUUCAGUGCUUGGUUGAGGCUUACAUUGUCCAACAUGUCCUCACAUGAGGCUACAGAUAAUAGGGAGAAAUUAUGGGGGAUAUAUGUGCUCAGUUGUGGAUGUUGCUGUAGAGAGAUAAAAGAUGAACACGACCACAGUGGAAGCAGCCAGUGUUUCCUCUGCAGAGCAGCUGAACAUUACCACAGGCAUUAGUCACUCUGCAUGCCAGCAAAAUGGCGCUGCUGCUGCUGCUGUUUUGUUUUGAGGAGGGAGCACAUGGCUGUGUGAGGAGAAGGAUGUCUCUGCUGUGGUGCUUUCAUGAGGACACAGUGUUAGAGGACAACACGAGGACUGAUUGAUGAAUAUGGAUGAUGUAAAAAGCGUCCAACAGAAAAGAGGAGUGUUGACUCAGUCUGAUCUUGGCUUAAAUGUCACCCUGCAGUUCCCUCCUCUUCACUGCUGACACUUUAAAACUAAACUGUGAAGAGACUCCCGGACAAAAUUUGGGUAGUUUCGUGACCCUAGAAUAUAAUUAGGAGGGUGUUAAUCCCACAGAUAAUUAGAAGAUUUAACACAUUAAAACUGAUACAGUACUUGUAUUUCUUAGAGACAAACAUCUGAGAAGUAUCCAACCCAAAUGCCAGAAAGAAUGUUGGCAUUGUAUGUUUCCGCAAACUAUGAAUACAUCAUAUACAACGUUUCAUAUAUAGUCCCUGUCCCUGUAUGGUUAUGUUUAGGCACAAAACCCACUAGAUUAGAGUUAGGAAAUCUCCUGUUUUGGCUUAAAAUACCUACUUUUGUUGCCACAUACACGACCGGAAAUGUCUGUAAAUGUAAAAAAAAAAAAAAAAAAGAAACACCUGCUUUUGUCACCACAUACACAGCUGGAAAUGUCCCAGACUGUUGCUAAAAUAAUACCGGGUUUUGUUGCUUUAAACAAUAUUUGACGUGUCAUGAACUGCCAUUAAAAAGUACUGCUUUUUUGAUACAAACACGUUUGGAAAUGUUCCGACCUCUUGUUAACAAAAUAUCAGCUUUUGUUGCCACAAACAUAACCGGACAUGUCUCGAGCUACUGUUCAAAAAUACCUGCUUUUGUCGCUACAAACAAGGCUGAUAAUUUCUUAAACUCUCUUUAAGAAAUACUGGCCUUUGUUGUGACAAACAAGGACGGACAUGUUCUGAACUCUCGUUAACAAAUACCUGCUUUUGUCUCCACAAAAAUGGCUGGAAAUGUCCCAAAAUCUCUUUAAAAAAUAGCCGCUAUUGUCACUACAAACAAGGCUCAACAUGUCCCAAACCAUUAUUGAAAAAUACAACAACCUUUGGUUGGUACAAACCAGACUGGACAUGUCCCAAAAUGACACUUUUGUUGUUGCAGUCGUGGCUGGAAAUGCCUUGACCUCUUGUUAACAAAGUACCCGCUUUUGUCGUUACAGACACUGUUGGAUAUGUCCCAAACUGUCGUUAAAAAAUACUUGUGUUUUUCUCCCCAACAUACACAGUUGGAAAUGUCCCAAAUUUUUAUUAAAAAAUACCACUUUUGUUGCUGCAAUCGUGGUUGGAAAUGCCCCGGCCUCUUGUCAACAAAUUAACUGCCUUUGUCAUUUCAGACACAGUUGGACAUGUCCCAAACUGUGGUUAAAAAAUACCCUAUUUUGUCAAUAAAAACACAGUUGGACAUGUCCCAAACUGUGGUGAAAAAAUACCCUAUUUUGUCAAUAAAAACACAGUUGGACAUGUCCCAAACUGUGGUCAAAAAAUACCCUAUUUAGUCAGUAGAAACACAGUUGGACAUGUCCCAAACUGUGGU